AUGAAGAGGCAUUUGGAAAUAUAAAAUAUCUGUAAAUUCAUAUAAGAUUUAAAGGUGAAAGAAAUAUUAUUGACAGCAAUUACAAAAUUACAAAAAUAUACACAAACUAAAGAAUAUAUAGUUCUACAGCAAGUAAUAAUUACAGCCAUUAAAGAUUUUGUCAAGUUAUCAUAUUUAAUUUGUAAAAUAGAGAAGGAGACUUCCUAAUUACAAAAUAGUAUUGCUAAUAAAAACAGUAGAAUCUUUUUUCAUAGUUGAUAAUUAUGAACCUUAUGUCAAUGAUAAGAAUAAAAGAUUUUAAGAAGAAUUAAGGUAAGUCAUCCUUUGUUAAUAUUUUGGUGUUUUUCAAAUUUUUAUCGGUGCUGCAAUUAUGUUUUAUUUUUCAUUUUUAGAUUCAUUUAUCCACUAAGAAAACGAAUUUAUGAAGGUUUACUUAAAAUUUUCUUUAUAGAAAUGUUUAUCUUAGCAUUAUGGGAUUAGAUGUUCAAAUUUAUGAUUAGGGUAUAAACAAAAUAAAUGAUCGUAUAAUAGUUUAAGAAAGAAUUUUAAAUUGAUUUUGGAGGUUUGCUGAAUUGAUAGCAUUAUUCUUUUUUUCGUUUACACCACUAAAAUAAUUAUUUACUUAAAAUAAAAGAAUUGUCAAAUUUUAUGAAGGUAUUUAAAUAGUUCCGAAAGGAAGAUUUAAAAGUCAUUUUAAAUUGAUGACUUUCAAUAUUUUGCAUAUGUUUGAAUAGGAGUUGGUUAGAAUUCUAUAAGUAAUAAUUGGAUUGUAUAGAGAAAUUUAGAUUUUUACAUUUGUUUGA
This is a messenger RNA of Paramecium sonneborni, 803 nucleotides long. The record is from the annotation of a GenBank genome assembly. NCBI's taxonomy places the organism in Eukaryota, Ciliophora, Oligohymenophorea, Peniculida, Parameciidae.